AUGCGCGCCCUCCUCAGCGCGUCAGAACACACCGUAUCCGUGCAGGAAAUACCCACCCCGCGCCCCGAGCCGGGCGAGAUCCUCGUUCGCGUCCUUGCAGCUGGGCUCAAUCCGACCGACUGGAAGAGCGCCUCAUUCCUCGCCGAGCCUGGCGUCAUCGUGGGCUGCGAGUUCGCUGGAGAGGUCGUUCAGGUCGCGGAAGGCGUCAAGGACGUGAAGACGGGCGACCGCGUCGCGGGCUUCGUGCACGGCGCGCAGUACAAGGACCGUGGCGCGUUCGCGGAGUACGUCAAGGCCGACGCCGAACUCGUUUGGCAUAUCCCUGAGGGAACGUCGUACGAGGAAGCCGCUACCGUCACUGUUGGAUUUUGCACCGCGGUUCAGGGGCUGUUCCACCCGAACAACCUCGGUCUGGUCGGCUAUCCAUCUACGGUCUCCGCGCAGCCCACGCCUUGGGUCCUCGUCUUCUCCGGCGCCACGACCGUCGGCAUAUUCGCAGUGCAGCUCCUUCACCUCGCCGGCUAUCGCGUCGUCGCCACCGCCUCGCCCGCGAACUUUGACCUGCUGACCUCGCUCGGCGCCGACGCCGUAUUCGACUACAACGACCCCGACGUGUCGCAGAAAAUCAAAGAGGCGACGGGUGGGACCCUCGCGCUCGCACUGGACGCGUACGGCACGGCCGAGACGCAGGAGAAGACGGUGCGGGCGUUCGGUUCCGGGCCCGGAAAGUUGGUCACCACGUUCUUGGUGGAUCCAAGCGUCCAGGCCUUGCGAGACGAUGUCGAGAUGAAGGGCACUAUGCUGUAUACCGCACUCGGCAAGGCGUUCACAAUGCCGACGGGCUGGGCGCUGCCCGCAAUCCCGGAGGACCGGGAGCAAAUGGUCGGCUGGAUGCCCAAGAUCACUGAACUGCUCGCAAACGGUAAAGUGAAGCCCUGUCAGAUUAAGCUGUGGCCGGGAGGUCUCGACGCGGUGAAGGACGGUUUCGAGUACAUGAAGAGUGGGAAGGUCAGCGCGGAGAAGAUUGUGUUCCAGAUUUAGGCAUGUACGACAUU
Punctularia strigosozonata HHB-11173 SS5 is the source of this 1055-nucleotide messenger RNA. Its product is annotated as alcohol dehydrogenase. Gene Ontology annotation, molecular function: oxidoreductase activity, acting on NAD(P)H. The transcript is spliced from 4 exons. Bases 1 to 1041 code for a protein of 346 amino acids. NCBI's taxonomy places the organism in Eukaryota, Fungi, Basidiomycota, Agaricomycetes, Corticiales, Punctulariaceae. The record is from RefSeq and is a predicted model, not a curated record.